Prorocentrum cordatum is the source of this 806-nucleotide messenger RNA. The record is from the annotation of a GenBank genome assembly. NCBI's taxonomy places the organism in Eukaryota, Dinophyceae, Prorocentrales, Prorocentraceae.
GCCCGGGCCUUCGCGGAUGACAUCCUCGCGGCAACGCCUUCUCUCUUCGAGUCCGCGCCGAUCCUGGGCCCCGAACGGGGCCACGAGGCCUGCGACAAAGCCUUGGCGAAGGUCCUCGAUCGCGCCAUCUGGCGGGGCGCUGCCAGCGGGGGCUUAUUUUUGACGACGCUCGCCUACACCGUGUGCCGCUCUUCCGUGGUGGGCUUCCUGAUGCACUCGGAUGCUUUGCCCCCGCGCUGGGCGUCCGUCGAGGCAGAAGCUUUCCAGCUUCUUGUGCCGGGCUCCAGUCAGUGGGUGUGCCUCGACGACCUCCGCCAAGUGCGCGCGCUGGGAUUCCCGCGCGGCUUCGACGAUCUUCAUGUCCGUUGCCGGGCGGCGCAGCUUCGCGUGGCCACCAUGGAGAACAGCGCAGCCGGAGGCCGCUUUGGCUUGCCAGGGUGCAUGUUCGGCUGCUCGCCCAUCGCAGAGGACAGCAUCGAGCACUACGCCAACUGCCAGAUCGGCCGUUCGAUCAUCGCGAGGGAGCUCGGCCUACAACGACCCGACCGCCCUGCAGACCGGCUGGCAAGUUUCUUGGGCUUUGAUCUCGGGCCGAGAUCGGAUGAGUCGGCCGUCGUGCUACGCGGCAUCAGGUUGGCGGCCAUGCACCGCGUGCACUGCCACUGCCGGCGCGGUGCGUUGAGGAGAGGGCACUCCGCGAGGGAGGCGCUGCCGCAGGCCUGCCGCGAGGUUGUCAGGGGCCACCGGCGCGCGGGCACCGUGUGCGACGAGGCGCAGGCGCGGUGGCGGCGAGAUGAGUCCCUGAG